AUGCCUGCACCCAAGAAUGUAUCGCAACUUCGUUCGUUCCUUGGCCUGAUCAGUUACUAUAGCGCCUUCCUACCAUCGCUGCAUGACAUACGGGCCCCGCUCAAUCGUCUGUUGCAGAGGGAUGCUCCCUGGUGCUGGUCUCCCGACUGUGAAAAGGCCUUCGCUCAGCUAAAGUCGAUGCUGAGUUCAGAUCUGCUGCUCACGCACUACGACCCGACGCUGCCGAUCGUUGUUGCUGCAGAUGCUUCCAAUCACGUAGUUGGUGCCGUCAUCUCACAUACUUUUCCUGAUGGGUCUGAAAAGGCGAUCAUGCAUGCAUCUCGCACGCUAACCCCUGCGGAGAAGAACUAUGGGCAAAUAGAGAAAGAGGCUCUAGCCCUCGUGUUUGCCGUCAAGAAAUUUAACAAACUGUUGUACGGUCGCCACUUCACGCUGUUGACGGAUCACAAACCAUUGCUGUCAAUCUUCGGUUCGAAGAAAGGCAUUCCCGUCUACUCAGCCGGCCGACUUCAGCGAUGGGCAACCAUCCUUCUUGGCUACGAUUUCGACAUUCGCUACUGUCGUACUACAGACUUUGGUCAGGCUGACGCCCUUUCUCGCCUCAUCAGCACUCAGCAGGAACCGGAAGAAGAUACCGUGAAUGCAGCUAUUUCGAUUGAGGACGAUGUGUGCCGUCAGCUAUCAGACGCCAUACGAGGUAUCCCUGUCACUGCCGCGGACAGCCGACGUGCUACUGAACAGGAUCCUAUCCUCCGCCAGGCCAUCACCUACGUGCUGACCUGCUGGCCAACCACUGCUCUCGCUGGCGAUCUUCGCCAGCUCUUCCUCCGCCGAGCAUCGCUAUCUGCAGUUGACUCCUGCCUCAUGUUUGCAGACCGUGUGGUGAUCCCAUCUUCCCUCCGACCCACUGUACUACGCCAGUUCCAUGCGGCUCAUCCUGGUACCAGCCGAAUGAAGUCUAUUGUUCGCAGUUUCGCCUUCUGGCCGGGUAUCGACGGCGACAUCAACGACCUAGUUCGAUGCUGUUCUCGAUGUCAGCAAGCUGCCAAGAUGCCCCAUCGUCAACCGCCAGUACCCUGGGAACCACCAGAGAGGCCUUGGUCACGCGUACACAUCGACUUCGCUGGCCCACUUAACGGAGUCUCCUACCUAAUCUUGGUUCACGCCUGCUCGAAGUGGCCCGAGAUUGCUCCGCUGAAUCCAGCAACCGCAUCUGCCACUAUUGCCUUCCUACGACGCAUCUUUAGCCAACAUGGCUUACCGGAAGUCCUGGUUUCAGACAAUGGCUCUCAGAUUAUUUCGUCGACAUUUGCGGAUUUCUGCUGCCAGCACAACAUCCAGCAUCUUCGCUCCCCGCCCUACCAUUCUCAGUCUAACGGUCAGGCGGAGCGUUUUGUCGACACUUUUAAGAGAGCCCUUUUGAAAGCUCGUGGGGAGGGGACCACGGACGAGAUAGUCCAGGCUUCCUGUCUUCCUAUAGGACAACACCGAACCCGGCGUCCCCUGGUGGCGUUUCUCCUGCCGAAGCGUUGA
Spirometra erinaceieuropaei is the source of this 1533-nucleotide messenger RNA. NCBI's taxonomy places the organism in Eukaryota, Metazoa, Platyhelminthes, Cestoda, Diphyllobothriidea, Diphyllobothriidae. The record is from the annotation of a GenBank genome assembly.